Messenger RNA from Vigna unguiculata (cowpea), 3566 nucleotides. Its product is annotated as putative LRR receptor-like serine/threonine-protein kinase At1g53420. NCBI's taxonomy places the organism in Eukaryota, Viridiplantae, Streptophyta, Magnoliopsida, Fabales, Fabaceae. Gene Ontology annotation, biological process: protein phosphorylation. Gene Ontology annotation, molecular function: protein binding; ATP binding; protein kinase activity. The record is from RefSeq and is a predicted model, not a curated record.
ACUUUUCUAUUCAACAUUUUUCUAUUUGCUCUUGGUUUAAACACAAGCUGGCAAAUCAAGUUUUUCAUAUAUUUAAUAUCUAAUUGACUUGUAUCAGCAUUCAGUCAUAAACUAGCAAUAAGCUGUGGCUUCAUUUUUCUCUUUCUGUGGGAAUAUAUUUUUUUUUUUCAACACUGUCAACUUUAUAUAUAAUCCUCAAAGUUUUUCUAUCUCUAUUUGCUUCAUUUCUUAAGCUCUUUUGUGAGCUUUGAAACUAGAGCUUCUUCUCUCCAUCAUCAUCAACAUGAGCUUCUAUCUACUUUUCCAUCUUUGGUUUCUUGCCUUUUCUUUUAUCUCUUCUAUGGCCUGGGGAGCUACUUUGCCCGAAGAUGAAGUGGAAGUAAUGAAAGAGAUAGGUAAAAGAGUCGGGAAGAAGGAUUGGGAUUUCAAUGUAGAUCCAUGCAGUGGACAAAGAAAUUGGACUUCAUCUAUUCAAGUCAAGGGAUUUGAAAAUGCUGUCACUUGCAAUUGCCUUUUUGCCAAUGCUACUAUCUGCCACGUCGUCAGCAUUGUUCUGAAGUCACAAAAUCUGUCGGGCACACUCCCAAGUGAACUAGUGAGAUUGCCAUACCUCCAAGAAAUUGACCUCACAAGAAACUACCUUAAUGGUACAAUACCUCCACAAUGGGGCUCCACCAACCUUGUCAACAUAUCCAUUCUUGGAAAUAGGGUAACAGGUCCAAUACCAAAAGAACUAGGAAACAUCACCACACUGAAAAGUUUGGUCCUGGAAUUCAAUCAAUUAUCUGGUGAGCUUCCUCCAGAGCUUGGGAAUCUCCCUCAACUUGAAAGAUUGCUUCUUACCUCCAACUAUUUUACGGGAAAUUUACCUGCAACAUUUGCUAGGCUCACUACACUAAAGCAAAUUCGACUUGGUGACAAUCAGUUCUCUGGAACUUUACCAGAUUUCAUUCAGAGAUGGAGAAGUCUGGAGAGGCUGUAUGAACUUAUCUUGUUGUGCAAUUUGAAUAUAUUUGUUGAUUGGUUUAUUAGGUCAAUUGUUUUUAACUUUAACAGGGUGAUGCAAGGGAGUGGUUUCAGUGGGCCAAUUCCUUCUGGAAUUUCAUUUUUGAACAACCUCACUGAUUUGAGAAUUAGUGACUUGAAAGGACCAGAUUCUACAUUCCCCCAACUUAAAAACUUAACAAAUUUGCAGACACUAAUACUGAGGAGUUGCAAUCUUAUAGGAAUGGUUCCUGAAUACCUCGGAGAUUUUACGGGCUUACGAUCAUUAGAUCUCAGCUUUAACAAAUUAACGGGACCGAUUCCAAGAACCUUGGGUGGCCUAAACGAUAUAAAUAUAUUAUAUUUAACCGGAAACCGUUUCACUGGACCACUACCCAACUGGAUAGAUAGGCCAGACUACACUGAUCUCUCAUACAACAAUUUGAGCAUCCAAAACCCAGAGCAAUUGACCUGUCAACAGGGAAGUGUGAACUUGUUUGCAUCAUCAUUGAAGGGAAAUAAUGACUUGGGAAUCAUUCCAUGUCUAGGGAAGAUUAACUGUCCUAAAACCUGGUACUCUCUCCAUGUAAAUUGUGGAGGGAAGUUAAUUUCUAAUGGAAACAUAAAGUAUGAUGAUGACUCACAAGAAGCUGGACCAGCAAGGUUUCGUCAAACAGGAUCAAAUUGGGUAUUCAGCAACACUGGUCAUUUCUUUGAUAGUGGUCGAGUAGAUUACUAUACUUGGUCUAACACAACAAAGCUUGAUAUGAACAAUGGCGAAUUAUAUAUGGAUGCACGUGUCUCUGCCCUUUCUCUCAUAUAUUAUGCCUUCUGCAUGGGAAACGGAAGCUACACAAUAAGCCUUCAUUUUGCAGAAAUAAUGUUCACUCAUGAUCAAACCUAUAGCAGCCUUGGAAGGCGCAUAUUUGACAUAUAUGUUCAGAGAAAGUUGGUGCUGAAGGAUUUCAAUAUUGCAAAAGAAGCAGGAGGAGUUGGUAAAGCAAUCAUUAAAAAGUUCACUACUUUUGUGAAUAGUAGUACCUUAGAGAUUCGGUUGCAGUGGGCUGGGAAAGGAACAACUGGUAUACCGUUUGGAUCAGUUCAUGGUCCUCUUAUAUCAGCUAUAUCAGUUGAUCCUGAUUUUACACCACAAGAGGAAGAUAAAGAUGGUGUACCUAAGCAUUAUGUUGUUGGAAUUGUAGUUACUGGAGCACUUGUAAUCAUCAUAAUAUUUGGCGUAGCUUGGUGGAGAGGAUGUUUCAGGAGAAAGGUGUCUUUAGAAAAAGAACUAAUGGGUGUAGAUUUCCAAACUAGCUUAUUUAGCUUACGACAAAUCAAAGCUGCAACUAAAAACUUUGAUAUUAACUUCAAGAUUGGAGAAGGAGGUUUUGGACCUGUUUACAAGGGUGUUCUCUCAGAUGGCACGAUAAUAGCAGUUAAACAACUUUCUUCUAAAUCGAGACAAGGAAAUCGUGAGUUUAUAAACGAGAUUGGUAUGAUUUCUGCUUUGAAACAUCCUUCUCUAGUUAAACUUUAUGGUUGUUGCAUGGAGGGAGAUCAGUUGAUGCUGAUAUAUGAAUACAUGGAAAACAACAGUCUUGCUCGUGCUUUAUUUGCACCAGAAAAAUCUCAGUUGAAGUUGGAUUGGUCAACAAGGCAAAGGAUAUGUGUUGGUAUUGCUAGAGGUUUGGCUUAUCUUCAUGGAGAGUCAAGGCUAAAGAUAGUUCAUAGAGACAUCAAGGCCACUAAUGUGUUAUUAGACAAAGAUCUCAACCCAAAGAUUUCUGAUUUUGGUUUGGCUAAACUUGAUGAAGAGGGCUCCACACACAUAACUACCAGAGUAGCUGGCACCUAUGGAUAUAUGGCUCCAGAAUAUGCCAUGCAUGGUUAUUUAACUGAUAAAGCAGAUGUGUAUAGUUUUGGCAUUGUUGCACUAGAAAUUAUUAGUGGAAAAAGUAACACCAUGAACUGGCCAAAGGAAGGAUGUUUCUCUCUCGUUGAUUUCGUGCAUCUCUUGAGAGAACAAGGUGAUCUAAUGAACCUAGUUGAUGAGAGGUUGGGUAAUGAUUUCAAAAGAGAAGAAGUAGUGAUAAUGAUUAAUGUGGGUCUAUUAUGCACACAAGUUUCUCCAAUUCAUAGACCCACAAUGGCUUCAGUUGUAUGCAUGCUUGAAGGAAAAAGUGAUGUUGAAGAGGUGGUGUUAGAUACAAGUGAAGUAUUAGAUGGAAAGAAGUUGGAGAUGAAACAAUAUUACAAUAUGAGAGAGAAAAACAAGACUCGUGAAAUACCAGAAGAGAGCAUCUCAAUGGGUGAAACUUCAGCAUUUAUGUCUGAUACAGAUCUACACUCUAUCAACAUGGAUUCUUCUUUCCUAAAGAAAAAGUUAAUAGAUAUAUAAUAAUCAUCACCUACUAGAUGAUACAUAGAUUAUACUUAGGUAUAUCCUUGUUUUGUAUUUAUAUUAUUGAAAAGCAAAACGUAUUUGCACAAUACAAUACUUUUAGGGUCAUCUUGUUAUGGAUGCCAAUGUCGUAAGUUAACUGAUCCGAAUACGGUGGUAAAAAGAUGUCUUUUGUCAUUGU